Messenger RNA from Mya arenaria, 3540 nucleotides. RefSeq names its product zinc finger CCCH domain-containing protein 13-like. Bases 64 to 2868 code for a protein of 934 amino acids. Gene Ontology annotation, molecular function: mRNA binding. Gene Ontology annotation, biological process: nuclear-transcribed mRNA catabolic process, nonsense-mediated decay; positive regulation of translation. Lineage: Eukaryota; Metazoa; Mollusca; Bivalvia; Myida; Myidae. The transcript is spliced from 13 exons. Gene Ontology annotation, cellular component: cytoplasm; nucleolus. The record is from RefSeq and is a predicted model, not a curated record.
GACGGAUAUUUAUUUCAGAAUAUAUUUUUUAUUAUAGUAUGUUAAUGAAAACGUGCUGCCAAUAUGACACAAGAACAGGUUGAUAAGUCAAAGACAGUUGACAAGCGACGUACUAAAGACCUUCCUCCAACAAAGGUUGUGAUCCGGCGCCUUCCACCUAGUCUUACUGGAGAUCAACUACUGGAACAGCUUUCUCCAUUGCCAAAUUAUGAUUUCUUCUACUUCAUGAAAGCAGACUUCAGUUUGGGCCCAAAUGCAUUCUCAAGAGCCUACAUAAACUUCAUCAACUAUGAAGACAUUGCAGUGUUCAGGGACAAGUUUGAUGAUUAUGUGUUUUUGGAUGCUAAAGGAAAUGAGUUCCCAGCCAUUGUCGAGUUUUCCUCCUUCCAAAAGGUCCCAAAGAAAAAAGCAAGAAAACCAGAUUCGAAAAAAGGCACCAUUGAACAGGAUGGAGAUUACCAGAGGUUCCUGGAGAAUCUGCAGAAUCCACCGGCAGAGGAGGUCGUCUCCCUGGAAACGUAUCUGGAACAGCUGGAGAAUAAAGAGAGGGAAGCCAAAGCCACAAAGGGUGGACCGAGGAUCUCCACACCACUGAUCGAGUACAUCAAGAGAAGGAAGGAGGAAAAGAGAAACUCCAUUCUGAAAGCUCGAGAGGAGAGAAGAAAACGUGACUUGGAGCGAAAACAGGCACGUGAAGAUGAGAGACGAAAGCGUAAGGAGAAAGAAAGAGAGGUUGAUCGGGAGAAAGAUCGACGGGACCGGGAUAAAAAUCGGGAGAGUAGGGAAAACAGAGAUCGGGAUCGGGACACAAGGGAUCGGGAUGGUAGAGAUAGGGAUACAGAUCGGGAUGGGAAAUAUCGGGAUAGGGCAAAAGAUAAAGAAAGAGAUGGCAAGGACAAGGAGAGAGAUGUCCCUGUGAAGGUACACCUUCUGAAACAUAGUGACAGAGAGGGGACAAAUGAGAGAGAAGCAGGCAGUAAAACUUCAGACAGAGUUAGUAAAGACUCAAAUGACACUAAAAAGGACAGGGAAUCUUGUGAACGAGAGAGUAAAGAUUCAAGUAAAGGUCCAGCUAAAGAUGAUAAGUCUAAACUAAGGUUCUCAAAAGAGAAUCGGGAAAAAAUAAAAGAGCAGCGAGAGGUUAAAGAUAGAGAUAGAGGGAAACCUCCAUCUAGUAAGGUUGACCGACCCCGGUCUGCACGUGAUGAUCGUGAUGACCGACGAGAUGACCGCAGAGAUGACCGACGGGACCGCAGUGACCGCCGCCCCAAGUCUUACCGUGAGGAGAGGGAAAUGAGGAGACAGAACAGGGACACCGACUACAGGGAUGACAGGCCAAGGUCUGGAGCUAGCCGUAGAGAUGAAAAACCAUACAAAGAUGAUUCAAGGGACAGGAACAGAAAUAACAAUAACAGCAGCACCCCUGUUCGUGAGUCACCAAAAAUCACAUACAGAAGAGGAAGUGAUGUAGACAGGAAGCCAGAAAAGGAUGAUGGGAAAACAGUGGAUUCUGGGAAAAAAGAAGACAAGGGAGACCAAUCUAAACCUGCAGAGGAAGAGGGGGAUACUGUUGAAGUUAAGAAGGAAGAGAAACUGGUCAAAGUGGAUAGAGAAAGAACAAAGCCCAUUGACCAAUCAGAAGAGAGUAAAAAAGACGAGGACCAAUCAGGAAGCGGAGAGGAAAAACGGAGAAAACGAAAGGAGAGACCUGAGCGUGCCAUCUAUGAUCCCCGAAGAGCAUUAGAGAGGCGACAAGGAUCUAAAAGAGAUGAACCAAGUCCCCGAAGUAGCCCUCGGGAUGGUAGGAGUAGCCCUCGGGAUGGUAGAAACAGCCCUCGGGAUGGUAGAAGUAGUCCAAGGGAGGGUAGUCAGGCUAAGGAUGAGCCAAAAUCUGGUGGCUCUAAGGAAGGUAGCCAGGCAAAGGAUGAGCCAAAAUCUGGUGGAUCUAAAGAGGGUAGCCAGGCUAAGGACGAGCGAAAAUUAGGUGGAUCUAAGGAGGGUAGCCAGGCUAAGGAUGAGCCCAAAUCAGGUGGAUCUAAGGAGGAUAGCCAGGCUAAGGAUGAGCCAACAUCUGAUGGCUCUAAGGAAGGUAGCCAGGCUAAGGAUGAGCCAAAAUCUGGUGGCUAUGAAGAUGGUAGCCAUACUAAGGAUGAACCAUCAUCUAAUGGUUCUAAGGAGGGCAGCCAUUCUAAGGAUGAACCAAAUUUCAAUAGGUCUAGAGAAGGUAGCCAAUCCAAGGAUGAGCCACAAUCUGGCAGCUCUAAGGAGGGUAGCCUGCCUGCAGAUUCAGCUGAGAAAGAGAGUCAUUCUAAAGAUGAAUUAGAAGCUAUUGUGUCAAUGGAAAAUAGACAGGUGAAAGUAGGUUCUAACUCUAAUGAGACAAAGGAAGAAUGCCAUUCUAAGGAGGAACUAAAAGCUGGUGUGGCUAAAGAUGGCAAUGAGUCAAAAGAUGUGGCAAAUAAAGAUAACCAAUCUAAAGAUAAGCCAGAAACCAGUGUUUCUAAGGAGAGUAGCCAGUUUAAAGAAGAGCCAGAAACCAGUGUUUCUAAGGAGAGUAGCCAGUUUAAAGAAGAGCCAGAAACCAGUGUUCCUAAGGAGAGUAGCCAGUUGAAAGAUGAGCCCGAAACCAGUGUUUCUAAGGAGAGUAGCCAGUUGAAAGAACAAAAAACAAAAACAUCCGAGGAAGGUAACAACAAACUCAACAAGGAAAUGGAAGGGGACCAGUCUAGAGACUGUAAAGAGUUUGAGAAAAGUAACCAGUCUAAAGAAAAGGCUGAAAGCGAAGGUCGUGAACAAAAGGGAAAUGAAAAGGGUAGCAUAUCUCCUGGUGGUGAUGAGAACAACACAGAUGAUGGAACACCAGUGUAAAAGUCAUUGUAAAGGAAUGGUGGUGACUUCUAGUGCAAAAGAAAAAAAUGGUCCUGAUUUAAAUAACAUCUUAAAAUGCAAGAUUAAGCUUGUUUUAGUGAAUGUUCUGUUUUAUGUUGAAUUGAUUUGUUGAUCAAACUUCAUGUAAGUAUUUGUUCCUGUCUUCUUUAUUCUUUUGUUUGCAUUCUAACAUGUGCUUAAAUGAUAAACGUUGUAAUCCACUUCAUCAGUAUAUCCUUCAUUCAAUGUUGAUGAAGCAUUUUUUGCAGUAUCUUUGUUUAUAAUAUUUGUUGAUUCUAAGGUAAAUUAAAUCUUUGAAAAAAACAUUUUAGUUACUCCAUUUAUAAUGAAUUUAAAAGCAACUUAACAUGUUUAAUACUAGAAAAUAACAGUAAAAACAAGUAACAAAAUCAAGAUGUGUGUCCAUAAAGCUAUGAUCCUGUAUGGUUUACACAUUUAUUCAUCAUUUAAACUGCUGUACCACACGAAAUUUUUCAAACAUAUUAAGCCCCUUAUAACAGUAUUAGGCUUACUUUGUUAUAGUUAGAUGACAUGAAUUAAAAUCUUAAUGAUUAAGAAUGGGCAGAGUGACACAUUGUCAAACACAAAAUCUGAAGCAGGGAGUGUGUAUCGGGUGAGUGGCUGUGGGCGGACCUAUCGAAACACCUUCGA